GUUUGCUAAUUGUUGUGACAUUCGAUGAAGAAAAAAUGAACGAACAUCUGCCGUUUCUGGUGGACUAUGCCAAAUCUGGGCGAUCCAAAUGCAAAGGAUGUAAAAACUCAGUGGAAAAGGGCUCGUUGAGAAUCGCGAAAAUCGUUCAGGUUCAAUAGAAUAUGCAUGCAAUGGCGUUGUUCUUGCGCUGCUAAAGCUUUCUUCUUGGAAUAACAACAAAUGCAAAAUUUCUGACUGAACAUUGUUUGGAUGACGAUUAUUCACACCUUCCGGCAGUGAAAAAAGUAACCCAUACCACGAUGGAGUGAUGUCCACUUGGUUCCACAGGGAAUGUUUCUUCGCAAAAAACCGUCCAACAUCAAUAACUGAUUUGGAGAACUUUGAUAACAUCCGCUGGGAGGAUCAAAACUCCCUUAAAUCACGAAUUGAAUCGCCAACUACUUCCUCGUCUUCUAAAGAUUGUAAAAACAACAAUUUGAAACGAUCAUUAAGAGCCAUUCAACCGGAAUUUUCGAUCGAGUUGGCUGUCUCAAACCGUUCGAAAUGUGUCGGCCGCGACACACCAAUUCUCAAAAAUUUGGCCAGAAUUGGGAAGCUGGACACCGAAAGUGAACUGGGAGCCAGGUACGAAGGCAUUGUCCGGUGGUAUCAUCCUGAGUGUUUCUUGGAGCUUCGAGAAUCGUUGAAUUUUUUUGCGUCGGGGGAUACAAUAUCUGGUUUCCAAGCUCUCCCAGAGGACACUAAACUCGCCAUAAUCAACCAACUUCCAGCAAUUGAUGCCCCCAAUGAGCCCCCACCCACAAAAAAAGCAAAACCAGAUCCUUUAGAUGAAAAAAAAGAACAAAAAAUUAAGGAGCAAAAUGAGAAGCUCUUCGAUCUUCACGACCAACUCGCGACUCUAAAAAAAGGUGAUCUAAAAAUCCUGUUACUGUACAACAAUCAACACCAACCAAAGGGCGAAUCAGAAAUGCUCACUGCGCUCUCGGACGCUCUUCUCUUCGGAGCGUUAAAACCUUGCAAGAAGUGCUCUGGAGGCUUUCAACUUGUCUCUGGAGUCGGGUACAAGUGUCAAGGCGCCUUCAGCGAAUGGACAAAGUGUGAUGAAGUUACUCAACUCCCCGAGAGAAUGGCAUUCGAAAUACCGCAGGAAUUCAGAGACAAGAUCCCAUUCUUGGCCGACUACGAGCCAACGGUGGGGCAUCGUAUACUACGAACGGUAGCGUCCUCUGACGUAAGCGUCCUGCCACCUCAGGUGGAGCCCUCAGGGUCACUGGUGGACCCCCGUCCAAUGCCGCUCAAAGGAAUGCAGUUCUUCAUCGCGGGUAAGAAACCCAGAGACAAAGAUAAUCUCAGGCGGGAUAUAAUGCGUCUCGGGGGACAGGUGGUAAUGAAGGUCCAGAGAAACCUGGCAGCUGUGAUUACCGAGCCAGGAAUCUGCAUGGUAUACCACAAAUGCUUCGAGGAGGCUGAGAAAUACGACAUUCAAGUUGUGACUGAAAAUUUUGUUGCUGAAGCUAAGGAUUGCAAGGUCCCGCCGAUCUCUCUCAUAUAUAGAAGGAAUAUAGCGGAUUGGGGCGGUGAUAUCGCCACGAGAAUUGGCAUUGAUUCCGAGUCCUCAUCUACGGGGAAGAGCUCCUCCAGAAAAAUCGAAUUGGAAGCUAGAGGCGGGGGGAUUGUCGAUCCUGACAGUGGCCUUCAAAAGGUGACGCACGUCUAUGAAGAGGGCGAGAAUAAAUACUCGGUCACCCUCGUUAAUACCGAUAUACAAUCAGAGAAGAGUAGUUUUUACAAAAUCCAGGUCCUCAGACAUAAUUCUCAGCGGAAAUUUUAUCUCUUCAGGAGUUGGCGGAAGAUGGGUAUGGAGACUAAGGAGAAGAUGGUUGAUAAUAUAUCUCGGCAAAACUCUAUAUUUGUUUUCAAGAAAUUGUACGAAGAGAAAACUGGAAACUCGUACGAUUCUCGGGAUUCUGUAAAGAAGAAACCGGGGAAAAUGUAUCCAAUGGACAUCACAGGUGGUCAGGAUGGAGAUGAGCAUUCAGGAUAACUGCCAUUACCACCCGGCUAAGCUGAAGGAAUUCGUGCCAAAUCUCAUGAAAUUUAUCUUCGAUGUGGGCCUGAGGAAGAACGUCAUGAAGGAGUACGAACUCCUUCCACUAAAGAUGGAGACAAGGUACCCUGUGGGAGAAAAAUAAAAUGGAAAUACUAUCGUGAAAGAGGUGGUUCCACGAUGAGUUUAUUAUUUAUGGUGUGAAUUUUGUGUAUUGAAUGAAUGAUUAAGAAUAAUUAGGAUUAGGAUGCCAUUUAUAUUUUUACAGAAAAAUUUAUAGCUGAUUAAAAAUGAUUCAUUUUUGUAUUA
Diachasmimorpha longicaudata is the source of this 2356-nucleotide messenger RNA. Its product is annotated as poly [ADP-ribose] polymerase-like. Gene Ontology annotation, molecular function: zinc ion binding; NAD+-protein mono-ADP-ribosyltransferase activity; NAD+ poly-ADP-ribosyltransferase activity. The transcript has 4 exons. Bases 308 to 2044 code for a protein of 578 amino acids. NCBI's taxonomy places the organism in Eukaryota, Metazoa, Arthropoda, Insecta, Hymenoptera, Braconidae. Gene Ontology annotation, biological process: double-strand break repair; protein poly-ADP-ribosylation. Gene Ontology annotation, cellular component: nucleolus. The record is from RefSeq and is a predicted model, not a curated record.